This is a messenger RNA of Ictalurus furcatus (blue catfish), 6032 nucleotides long. RefSeq names its product zinc finger DHHC-type palmitoyltransferase 5a (gene zdhhc5a). The record is from RefSeq and is a predicted model, not a curated record. The transcript is spliced from 12 exons. Gene Ontology annotation, biological process: protein palmitoylation. The coding region runs from base 2149 to 4443 and encodes 764 amino acids. Lineage: Eukaryota; Metazoa; Chordata; Actinopteri; Siluriformes; Ictaluridae. Gene Ontology annotation, molecular function: palmitoyltransferase activity.
GCUAGCCACUCGUGGAAACUAAAAGCUGCUGUGAACGGAAAAUGUUAUAUUGGCUUAGAAGAGAAAGUGUAGCUUAGCUGUAUGUUAAGUGCAGCUUUACGGGCUUUAAAGGAGGACGCGUUGCAUAAUGUAGCCGUCUGAAGGAAGAAGACACUAUUGAUAUCGAGAUUUCUUUGAGAAAACUGACAGUAAAGAAGUGGACAGUACUAUCCUUACUCGGUCAGCUGAAGAGUUAGCUUCCCUGGCUAGCAGGCUAGCGGGACAGCCAUUGAGAGAGAGAGACCCACCACCCAAAGAAUCCAAUUAAAGCCAUUAUAUCUGAUCGGAUAGAUUGGAUAUCCAGUGUCAUAAACGCGCACAAAUCAACCAGCAGCGUGUGAACGGUGUGUACGAACUGACAGAUAUCACCAUUUACAGCCUGUUGUUUUUGCUUCAUGGCGGCAUUCUGAAAAGAGCAUCGCUGAAACAAGAGCAACGAUGUGUUAACCUGUUGGACCCAUUUCCUCUUUCACUGGAUUACUCAUACUCUCUGGAGUGCACACACGUAACCGUAAGCAUGGCUCAGGUUGCAUGCUUGAAACUGCAACCUUCACAAGCUCUUAUGUAAUACACGCCGGCAUCAGCCUUGCAACAAACGGCACACAAGGAAAUCCCAAAAGUCUCCCAGCGGACAGCUGGGCUUUGUUUGUACUUUAUACUUCGUCUCUCGUUCUCAUUUCCGCAUUUUGGGGUCGUCUGCAGCUUUGAAGUUUUUAUUUUACAGUCACUCCACUGGUUUGAAUGAGCACUCGGGAGUGCCUGGAGCGUGCUCUGUUUUAGCAUUUCCUGUGAGCUUUUGUGUUUUGAGCCACACCGUGCCUCAGAAAAUCUUUGUACUUUUUAAAAAAAAAAAAUUUAUUUCUUGUUGUAGAUGCUUCUGUUAUUGUCAGAAGAUUUAGGCAGACGCCUGGCUAGCAUUUUUGCCUACAUCCUGCUGAUUGGUUGUGAGGACAACAGCUAGACUGGUCCAUCACUGCCUUUGGCCUUUUGGCCUAGAAGCAGAAUGCUUCGACUUGGUACAGAAAGACUCAAGCAUAUCCAGCAUAGCGAAGUGCAAUACCCCACAUGUUGAACGAAAUCAAAAGAGACAUUUCUAUGUUUCAGGAGCUGGCAGAAAGAGCAACAGCUGGAAGCGAUUUCCGUGCCAUCCUCACAACACUAUCUACAUCUCUGUAAAACGCAAAAGGGGAGACACUAAAUCUGUCACUGCCCUGUUGUUUGGCUUUAUCACUUAAUGUUACCUCCUUUCUCGGUUUUGACUUACUCCUUCGUCAGGCCGACUUCUGUUUUAAAACAGGACGGAGAUUUUGAAAGCUUUUAACAAUACUCAGAGCCCAAACUUACCUUGUUUUAGUGCAAAACUUGCAUUAACUACAAAAUCCAUGUCAUAAACAUCUUAUCCUCUACCUCUUUUUAAGUUGUAAAACCAAAUGUUUUCAUUAGCACCACUCGUUUAUGGUUAUUAGAGUUCAGCCAUAUGGAACACUAAUUCAACAUUUAAGUGCUUUUUCCUCAUCGCUUUUAUGUUGCUUUUACCAAAAAAACGUUCGCCAUAUCCUUUUGUUAUUGGAUUGCUUUUUAUAGUGUAGCUUGUAGCGGUUUUAAAUGGAAAGUUAUUUUCAAAAUGACCAAAAUGGCUUUUAGAUUUUAAAGCAAAAAUUAAUUUUGAAAAGAAGCCAAGAAAAGCAUUGAACUUGUUAUCUCAGAGAAGCCACUCAUAAAAGCUUCUUCUUUUUUUUUCUUUUUCUUUUCUAUGCUGGCCUAAAAGGGUCAGGAAACACAGCUUGAUGGCUGCGUCUCUGUUCAAGCCUGAAUGCGGUGUGGAUUGUUUUAGUGGAGUGCAGAAAGCCUGAUUCGUUCACUUGUUGUUUUAAGUUUUUUAAUUCAUUGCUCAUUUCAUUUGAAUCUUUCAGCUGUAACUAUGCAGACAAUCUGUAAUUUCUAUAUCUUGAGUCGAGGAGGAGAAGGACUGCUACUCCUCCCAUAGUCUAUCCCGUUUCCUAAACGCACGCACACACACACACGCACACACACACACACACAGGCGCACACACGCACCUUCAGAAGGGUGGUUUCUCAGUGACGGCUCCUCCUGGUGUGCCCUGGGUAAUGCCGAGUAGCAGUAAGAGUGGGGGUUUGUCUGACCCCGCCUCCCCUCCCCACCCAACCGUUCCGUCCCGCCCCCUUCGGCCCAGCCGCUACGUUCCGGUGUCUGCAGCAACAGCCUUCCUUGUGGGAGCAACUACGCUCUUCUUCUGUUUCACGUGCCCAUGGCUUUCGGAGAAUUUUUCAGUCGCCAUACCAAUAUACAAUGGAAUCAUCUUCCUUUUUGUGUUGGCCAACUUCUGUAUGGCCACCUUCAUGGACCCAGGCAUCUUCCCAAGAGCUGAGGAAGAUGAGGAUAAGGAGGACGAUUUCCGAGCGCCGCUCUAUAAGACGGUGGAGAUUCGGGGAAUACAGGUGCGCAUGAAGUGGUGUUCAACGUGCCGGUUCUACCGACCACCUCGAUGUUCACAUUGCUCAGUGUGUGACAACUGUGUGGAGGAUUUUGAUCACCACUGUCCGUGGGUGAACAACUGUAUAGGCAGGAGGAACUACCGCUACUUCUUCCUGUUCCUGCUCUCUCUGACAACUCACAUCAUGGGCGUCUUCGGUUUUGGGCUGCUCUUCAUCCUGUACCACACACAGCAGCUUGACCGAGUACAUUCAGCUGUCACAAUGGGUGUUAUGUGUGUAGCAGGACUUUUCUUCAUCCCAGUAGCAGGCCUUACUGGUUUCCAUAUUGUACUGGUAGCGAGAGGCAGAACCACUAACGAGCAGGUAACGGGAAAAUUCAGAGGAGGCGUGAACCCCUUCACUAAUGGCUGUUGGAGAAAUGUGACUCGUGUUCUCUGCAGCUCCCAGGCACCCAGGUAUGUGGGCAGGAAGAGAAAGGCACAGACGGUGCCAGUUCAGCCCCCGUUCUUGAGGCCACAAUUCUCCGAGGCACAGCUGGCAGCCAAGGUGCUGGACAAUGGUAUCCAUGGAGAUUUACACCGGUCUAAGAGUAGUUUAGAGAUGAUUGAGAGUCAGUCUGCUGAUGCUGAGCCGCCGCCUCCUCCUAAACCCGAGCUUAGAUACCCUGGCCUGUCGAGAGGACCCGCUGAAGAGAGCAGCCUGUUAAAUAAAGCUCCACCAACUCCCACCAUGUACAAAUACCGACCUACAUACAGCAGCCCGGGGAAGAACCACACCGCUCUGACACACGCCUAUGCCAACCAGAUGAGUCGUGGGGACAGUCUGAAGGAGUCGUCCUCCUCUCUCCUCCAGUCCAGUCAGCAGCCGGGUUUCCGCUCUGAGCCCAGUCUGGAUGGCCGUGAUGGAGGAGGAGAAGAGCGUGUGGGUGCUGAGCGACCCUCCGGAGGCCAAGGGGCACCACCAGCCCCUGGAAUCUCUGCCUAUUCUUUCGGGGGGUGCUCUUAUCCCUCCUUCUCCGACCCCACUGUGCUCUCCGGGGGCGCUUCUCGCUCCUCCAGCGUACGCUCCACCUCCCACAAUGCACCACCCUCUGAGGCCUCCAGCUACAAGAGCUCAGCCAAUCAGACGCCUCCGCCCCGCAAUGGCAGCUUGUCCUAUGACAGCCUUCUUACACCUUCUGAAAGCCAGAAUUUCGAAUCAACAUCCCCCAACCCCCCGCUUGGCUACACCUCCCCUUUUCUGUCUGCACAGAUCGCCCAGCAGCGAGAGGAGGAGCUUCACCAGCCCUCCUCUUCCAGCUCUGCCCUGCUUGCUUCACCUCACCGUGGCACCGCCUACCUGCGUGGCCCCGCCUCCCCUCCGUCACUACCUGACCGAGAACGUGAAAGGCUGUUUCAUGAUGCACAACCUCGCCAGCACCAUCACCACCACCACCACCACCAUCAUCACCACCAGCAGCAGCAGCAUCGGCCGCCUCGCUUUUCCCGCCCUCCGCUCUUGUCUGAUUCAGGGCUGCCAAGGCCCUCUAACCCAUACCGCACACGCUCCACAGAUGCUCCACUGCCCCCCUCUACCCACCCUCCACGUGCAAGUCACCCGCCUUUAGGCAAGUCUCUGUCUUACUCGAGCGCCGCAGCCGCUGAAAUGCAGUAUCGCCUUGUGCGUAAAGCCUCCGCCUCCACCUCGACUGGGGCAGGGGGCAUCCAGGCGCCCAAGGACGAGAUUCAGAUGAAAUCUUAUAUUCGGACAAAUGGGCAGCCUAAAUCGCCUCUUCCUCAGUCUCCUUCUUCGACCGCCUCUUCCCCCUCUCAUCCAGUCAGUGUCUCUACACGACCAGGACAAGCCUAUCCCAGUGUUGGCUCUUCUCAGAGCCCCGUCAACAAGCCUGGAGGUGGGGUGAAGAAGGUGACGGGUGUCGGAGGGACCACUUAUGAGAUAUCGGUUUGAGUGGGCAGCUGUUUGACCAGUCCCGUGUCAACAGCUGAGCCAUGGACCUAGCUGCCUCCUCUACUCGCUCAGUCAGGGUAGAGAUUCACUACACUGUUGGAAAUGUGUCGAACACAAAAGGACAUUUAUUUAAAAAGUUGGAGUGAAAGAAGGGCUCCAGACCUGUGCUUUACUUUUAUACAUGGGAAAAGUUUGAGAAAGCUGACCUGCUGAUGUUUGGUCGGAUAAGACACUGCGGAGGAGGGGGAGGAGAGUUGCUUAUAGAAUUCCUGGACUUCCUGACUUGCCAUUAAUGAGGAGGUGUGACACUCAACUUUGGCAGAUGACUGGACUGCCUUGAAAAAUCUAAUUAAGACAAAGGUUGCUUUAUGUCCGUUGUGUAAAUCAUAAAUUGUAUGUUAUGUAUAGAGAAAAAAAAUUACAUUUUCCCCCAGGGGUUUUCUCCAAAUGGUUGGACUUAACGGCAUAUUGUUGCCAUUUUGGACCACUGUGAUUGGCUCAUGACCAUUCUACUCCGGUUCAUUAACCAAUCAGAAGCGGAGAAGUAAUAGUGGGUAAUGAAAUGGUCUAAAUUGUUGUUCAUUGAGAUGAUCCUUUUCAAGAGAGUGUUUUCGAGCAAUGGCCUUGGAAAUCAAUGAGAAACGUUUUUAUUUAAUUUUUCAGUCUUAUUUUAUAUGAAUUUAUAAAUAGCUAUUGAUAUGAUCAAGCAUUUCAGGUGUGAUUGAGUAGCACAGGUUUAAGACAGUUUCUGUGAUCCACACGUUAAGGAUUAAGAUCAGAGAAUCUCACUGAAACAUGCUUUACUCGAAUGCACCCUUUUGUUUUUGUUUUUUACUAGUGCUGAUGAGAUUUGUAUCCAGUUUGGGUUUUUAACCAAUCAAGUGGGUGGGAAGGGAGACUCGUUUAAUUUUGAAUGACUGUUGCUAAGACCACUCUGUGGCUGAGUCUGUCUCCAGAUUAAGACAAGCCUCAGAGUCAGCCAGGUGAAUCCUAUGUAACGUAACACUCAGCCCAUGAAAUGUAGCAUCUGAAUACACAUGACACACAGGUAAGCACAUUUUGUGGGAUAUAUUUUCAGAGUUACCUUGUAAAGUCUGUCUGUGAGAUAAUGUCUGCUUUGGUUUAUCAAUUCCUGUUGAAGAGACUCUCUCAAAUGCCCUUGUCUAGCUGAGCAGGUAGAGAAUUUCGGUGGCCGGAGAGGUGGGAAACCAGUGCACUUGGAUUGAAUAAUGGUUGAACCAGUCAGUAAGUGACUGCUGUAGUUAUGAAUUAUAAAAUGCCUUUUUUAAUUUAAUUUUUACUUUUAAAAAAAGAAACAAAAAAUGUUGUGGAUAUUUUGCAAGCUUUGUGUUUCAGUGAUUCCUCAAAUUGUUGGCGGCUUUGGAUUGAAAUGUAGAUCAUGUUUGUCCAAUCAGGUGGAUAAGAGUUUUGACAGCCGCUUCAGCAGCUAGUCAAUUCCAUAUGAGAAUAAAAAGAAAAACAGGAAAUAUAAUUAAGAAGGAAAAUGUGUACUGUAUAGCUGUGUGUGAGUGAAUGUGAGUCUGUGGGUGAGUGUGAUUGAGCAUUGUUAAUAAACACUUUAUAAAGUA